CCACUAUCCAGCCACUCCGGGAUACAUGUUACAAACUUUCGUGAAAUCAUUCACUCACUUGAAAGACCGUCCACAUGCAGAUCGAGCCUUGCCCAUGCUUCAACGGGUAGCAACCCUGGUAAAGCCUAUCAUGAGGGAGCACGGCUGGGUCUUGCCGUUAUUAUCUGAAUUUUUCCCCGAAAGCCCUAAUUUAGUCGGGUUGAAUGUAAACGGAGGACAGCAGAUUCUUCUGAGAUUACGCCUUCCAUGGGCUCCCGACACCUUUUAUGAGGAAGAUCAAGUUGUUCGGGUCAUGCUCCAUGAGCUUACUCAUAAUGUCCAUGGCCCUCACGACGAAAUUUUUUACAAGUUUCUAGCUGCACUUGAAGACGAGUAUGAUGCACUAGUGCGCUCUGGCUACGCUGGUGAAGGCUUCUUUUCUCCUGGCCACAGACUGGGCGCAGGGGUAUCGUACGAUCUUCCGCCACACUUAGCUAGACUCAAAGCUCUUGAAGCUGCCGAAGAGAGGCGUCGUGCCAAUGACGUUCUCGGCGGCGGCGGCAGACUAGGUGGUCUCAGAAUCACUGCACUGCAAGGCAUGGAUCCUCGUGAACUGGCCGCACAGGCUGCCGAGCGCAGAAAGCGUGAUGAGAUCGAGUGUGGGUCGGGUAUACUUGCCCAGCGCGAAGCCGAGAGGGCGGCCAGGGAAAGCAUCGAAGACAUCAUUGAUCUUACCGAUGAUUCCCCUCUAGAACCGUGGCCUUGUCCUGUGUGCACACUUCACAAUGAGCCGAUUGUGCUGCAGUGCGCAGCAUGCUUCACCGUCCGUCCUUUCACCUCGCGUAGUACUGCGAGUCAAUCACGUGUUGUUAUCGGACCAUCGAGGCCACAUGGUAGUACUUCCGGAUUAAUUUCUGAUGCCCCAAAACAGUCUAGGGUCGUUGCAGUGAGGCAGCCAGGCAGUGCCAAGGAUCCCACGCCUCCUCGCAAACCAGCCGAGACCCCAGCUGGUGGUGAGCAAUGGGCUUGUGUGGUUUGCACGCUCGUCAAUGACCAACAAGCACACCAAUGUACCUUGUGUUUAACAGGGCGUCCUCAAGAUCCUCUUAUGGGAUGGACUUGUAAGACGUGUGGUGAGGCUGAAAUACCCCACCAGUUUUGGUCAUGUCGAUUUUGCGGCGCGAUCAAGACAGAGAGCACUUACGGUUAAGGGAUUUUGUUUCCUCACAUCUCAGGAGCCUCAGGGCAAUCUUGUGACUGUGAUGUUACGCUUCACUUUGACAGUUUUCUCAUGUAUUAUUAUUUUGGGCUGUGCCCUGUGUAGAUUUUUUAUCGAACGAUGGAGUAAUAAAGUGUUUGCUUGCAA
Messenger RNA from Suillus discolor, 1345 nucleotides. RefSeq names its product WLM domain-containing protein. The coding region runs from base 26 to 1189 and encodes 387 amino acids. The record is from RefSeq and is a predicted model, not a curated record. Lineage: Eukaryota; Fungi; Basidiomycota; Agaricomycetes; Boletales; Suillaceae. The transcript has 5 exons.